Oncorhynchus masou masou (cherry salmon) is the source of this 6668-nucleotide messenger RNA. RefSeq names its product alpha-protein kinase 3-like. Gene Ontology annotation, biological process: cardiac muscle cell development; protein phosphorylation. The record is from RefSeq and is a predicted model, not a curated record. The transcript is spliced from 13 exons. The coding region runs from base 1 to 5760 and encodes 1919 amino acids. Gene Ontology annotation, cellular component: nucleus. NCBI's taxonomy places the organism in Eukaryota, Metazoa, Chordata, Actinopteri, Salmoniformes, Salmonidae. Gene Ontology annotation, molecular function: protein serine/threonine kinase activity; ATP binding.
AUGGCACAUUUAACGGAGGAGACCCAGCCAUCCUUUGAGACGACAUUAAAGUCAAGAGCCGUAUCUGAAACCUGUAACAUCAAGUUCUCCUGUGAGGUGUCAGGUCACCCUGCUCCUGAAGUGACAUGGUAUAAAGAUGAUUUGCAAUUGGACAGAUACUGUGGACUACCUAAAUACAACAUUUCCCGCAAUGGACAAAACCAUUCACUGCACAUUUACAAUUGCACUAUGGAGGAUGCAGCCAUCUACCAAGCGUCAGCCAGGAACAACAAAGGCAUUGUGUCCUGCUCUGGAGUCCUUGAGGUGGGGACGAUGAGUGAAUACAAGAUCCACCAGCAGUACUUCGCCAAGAUUAAACUGAAGGCCGAAAACACACGCAGAGAGCUGGAGGAGCCCAAGCCGUGGGACAAGGAGAACCACGGGUCUCCUGGUAGUCGGCAGGAAACACUGAGGACCAUCAGUCCAGACCGGUCCCAGAGGAAGCGACGGUCCCCCAUGGACCCCAGCCUCAGUGCCCCCAGCUUUAUGGAGGAUGAAGUGGUUGAGGAGAGCACUCAGGCUCAUGCUGGGGAGGCAGAGGCCAGGCUACAGGACACACCUGUGGUGGGGGAAGAAAAAUGGGAAUGUAACAGGGCUGGGUCUUCCAAUGUCAAUGGACAGGCAGCCAUUACAGAAAAUAGCAGCAACAAAGGCCGGACGUAUGUUUACGAUUCAGUGCAGAACUCUUUUGCUCCACACACACCAAAAGCAUCACUGGCCAAGAAGAAGAUAAAGAUCUCCAAUGGAGAGGAUAGUGGGAAGAUGGCUGAUAGCCAAGCAGGAAAGAAGCCUGAGGAGAGAGGGAUGAGUGAAGAAGGAGAGGUCAGUCUGACACCCUGUCUGGUUGAGUCCUCACCCUCACUGGGGUCAUCAGAAGAGGCCCUGGAAGUGGAGAGUGCUGUUGAAACUUCAGCCUCAAAGACAAAGAGUGUAAAAUACAUGAAUCAGUCUGAGAGAGCCCCACUGAACAACACUGUAUCAGUAACGGAAGAAGUGAAGGUCCAAGUGAAGGAGAAAGUACCUGUACAAACCCCACCACACAACGGAGAGCCUAGCAUCCUGUCUCCUUCUACUGGGCUCCUCUCUACAGGGGAAACCAUCUCAGGGAAUAAGAGUCAGAAUGCUGCAGUGGCUCAGAUGACCCAAAAUGUUGUAAAUAACAAUAUUAUGGGGAGUCAGAGUACAGUUCCUCCUGUCACCUCAUCACAACCAAGUCCUUCAGCUAAACUAAAACCACAACCAAGUCCUUCAGCUAAACUAAAACCACAACCAAGUUCUUCAGCUAAACUAAAACCACAACCAAGUCCUCCUUCAGCGAAAUUACAAUCACAACCACGUCAACCAAGUCCUCCUUCUAUGAUGUCACAACCACAACCAAGUCCUUCAGCAAAACCACAGCCACAACCAAAUCCUCCUUCUGCGAAACUACAACCACACCCAUGUCAAUCAAGCCCUUCCAUAAAAUCACAACUCGGCCCCUCAUUACCACCACAACCAGAUCCUCCUUCUGGGAAACUACAACCACAACCACGUCAUUCAAGUCCUUCAGUAAAACUACAACCAGGUCCCUCAGUAACACCACAACCACAACCAGAUCCUCCUUCUGCGAAACUACAACCACAAAUACGUCAACCAAGUCCUUCAGAGAAACUCCAAGCAAGUCCUUAUGCGAAACCACAACCACAAUCACAACAGAGUCCUUCUGCGAAGCUACAACCACAACCACGUCAACCAAGUCCUUCCCCGAAUUUACAACCCCAACCAAGUUCCUCUGUCACACCCCAACCACAAGCAAGUCCUUCAGUAACAACUCCACAGGUUUUGAGCAACACACCAGAGAACAUUAAAACCCAUCAAAGCAACAUAACAGACAUUGAGGUAGACGAUAAGCCUUCUGUCCUGGAACACCUAAACAGCACCACUACUCCCCUAAAAGGUCAAACUGAAUGCCCGGGGAAGGAUUCAGCAUCAGUGCUUGAGGUGCUGAACUCAGAUACUUAUUCCAUUCAUGGAACUGGAACUGCAGUUGAAGUUGCUGGGGAAUCAGUGGAGUCAGUACUAACAUCACCCUGUAAGAGCAGCGAGGCUGUCUCUGCCUUGCCUCAGCGUCUGUGUGAACAGUCAGGGGAUCAGCUGUCUGUGGAGGAAACAAGCAUGUGCCUAAAGAAUGUGUCUUUGUCUCGGCUGCCUGCGCAGCUGCGCGGGGAGGUUACACAGAACCACAGACAGACAGAGAGAGAGUGGAAGGGAACACCUGUCGGGCAAGAACCUGUAAUACUAACCAUCCGGAGAAAGCUGGACGGACAAUCACCUUCGCCACGACAAUGUUCUCCAUCGUCAUCGGACAGAGAAGUCACAGCAAAUGCCAACAAACGGUCUCCUACUUUGCACAAUCCUCAGAGCCAAUCGGCCUCUGACAAAAUGACGCAGGGCACACAGGAUCAUUCCAGGGGAUCAAAUGAGACCCAUACAUUACCUUUUACAGAGCCACUAAAGUCACCCCUGGAAGGCCCGGGUGUUGGUGAGAAAACCUUGGGGUGUAGUGUUUCCUCAGUAGGCCAGCAAGGCCAAGUUGAGAUAGCUAUAAAAACCGUUGGUGAGACAGAAAUACAAUUUGACGUUAAAGUACAGGGUAAUAAUUUGGCUGAGAUAUAUGCACAGGGAGGCAGUUAUGAGAGAAGAGCUGACAUGGAAACUGUUUAUAAAGUUAGCAAAGUUCAGGAAGGUGAAAUUGAAAGACUUACGAAAGCACCUGAAAAGAAAACCGUUGAAAGUAUAGCAGUGGCUCUAUGGGAUGAGAAGAGUAUACCUGUGUUGAAGAUAGCAGAAUGCCAAGAUCUUUCUCUAAAUCCCCAUUUUCAGCCUAUUAUUCCAGACACAUCACAGAUGGCUGACACAACAACAAGUGUCCCAAACACAAACAUCUCAGAGCAACAACCAAAAGCCCCGACACCUGUAGCCAAAGUAAUGUCUAUUGCCGAGAUUCUAAGGUCACAAAUGGAGAAAAGUGCCCCUACAGAAGUAAGUCCAGUGCCAUCCAUUUCAGAUGCAUCCAUUUCAGUGGCACCCAUUUCAGUAGCUACCAUUUCAAUGCCCCUUACACAAAGUCUAAACACAGACCAACAACCUAAAUGUGACAUACAGGAUGUGAGAAUACAAAGUCCAGAGUUGAGGAUGGAUGAGACAGAGUACAGGCAGGAACCUGAGAAAGACACUUGUAAGAAGGAAACUGAUCUGUCUGUCAGUUCUAUUUCAACUUCAAAUGUAGAAUAUAGAUUUAAUACCUCUGAACCAGAACGAGUUGAGUCCCCCAUAGUUAGUCCUGUGACUGAAGCCUCACCUAAAGCUUUCGUUAUUCCUCCUAUCUCUAUUGUAGACAUGGAUGGCACUUUAGAGAACAGUAAUCCUCCUGUAUGUAUAGUUAUGGACAUUGAAAGUGUCAUGGAUACAGAGCGGGAGCAUCUUUUGGAUCAUAAUGCUGAUAUUAGUCUGGCUGCGAAUAAGGAUGGUCAGAAAGAGUCUUCUCUUGUUACUCCUGAGCAGAAGUCCUUGGACACUACAGUUCCUCCUCCAUCCAUCUCAUCUGUUACCUUUCCUGCAGAGAAACAACAAACACUAGAAAAUACAGUCAAAGGGAUGGAUUCUUCACACUUACUGCCUCCAGUGUUCAGCAGUCGACAUGGCAAAGACAAAACGUGUGCUUCUGCCCUUUCGGAGCGUUCAACAGAAUCUAGCUCCCUUCCUAGUGCCACUGAGAACCAAAGUUUUUCUACAAAAAAUACAGGAUUUACAAACAACAUUGUUUCACCAGUAACUGGCAUGAUUUUAGGUCAGAGUGAAGCAUGCGAACCUGAUGUUCCUCAGCCAGGUCCUCAGACUGUACGAAGGUUUGAUACCAAGGGUUCCCCAAGUAGUGAGACACAAGGGUCAGUACCUGUUCCCACCAUUCCGUUGGAUAGCAAAAGCUCUCCAUCCAAGGAGGUGAAAGUUGGGGAAUAUUCAAAGUCAGACUCUUCAACAUGUGUCUCAGUCACUGAAAGUACUGGCCUGCUGAAGGGAUCAGACAGUGUGUCCCCCAUGCCCUCAGCCACCCCACAGGAGCUGGCCUCCGGCGCUAGACGCAAAAUCUUAAUCCCGAAACCCAAAGGAGAGGACCCUGGAGCUGUUGCUUCACAGAUUGACACCCAGAGCCCCCAGAGAGAGGAGGUCCUCAGGAUGAGCUCCAGGCUAUCCCCAGAGUCCUCCUCUCCCAUGUCCCCUGGGCUGUCCCGCAGGUCACCCCUGCUGCAGCCCCCCAAUGGCCAGCGCACCCCUCCAACAGAGAGACGCUCCCCACUGCUCAGUAGGAGGAAGCUGGCUCCAACAACAGAGACCCUCAAACAGAGCCAGGAACCUGCCCUGGAGACAACCGACACUACCAAGACUGAGGAGAAACCAGCUGAGAAGGACAAGCAUAACCCAUUCAAAGCUCCUCAGGUCAUCAGGAAGAUUAGAGGAGAGCCCUUCUCCGAUGCGGCAGGACAUCUGAAGCUGUGGUGCCAGUUCUUCAACGUUCUUAGUGACUCCACAAUUAAGUGGAUCAGGGAUGAGGUGGAGAUCGCUGAGGUUAAAAGAAGUGCAGGAGAUGAGACUCAGGUAGCGUUGGCUAUUGUCCAGACGUCCAGCAGAGACUGUGGAGUUUAUGGCUGCACCAUCACUAAUGAAUAUGGGACAGACACAACAGACUUCCUACUGAGUGUUGACAUACUCUCUGGCAUGUUUCUGCGUGAGGAUCAAGAAGUGGGAGAGGAGAUAGAGAUGAGUCCACUACUGUUCACCAAGGGCCUGGCUGACUCUGGCGUCUGGGGAAGUAAAUUCUUUGGGCGUAUCAUGAUGGAGGAGGCCCAUAUAGGAGAGGGCUGCUCCCACAAGGCCUGCAGAGUGAAGGUCAUCUAUGGGCUGGAGCCAGUGUUUGAGUCUGGGACCACAUGUUACAUCAAGGUGAAGAGCCCCAUCGCCUACUACGGAGUCAAGGAGGAGAGCAACCUGGUCGAGAGAAACCUGGCAAUCACUCAACAGGAAUGUAGACUUCAGAACAUCGCUCGUGAAUACUGCAAGAUCUUUGCUGCGGAAUGUAGGGUGAUAGGAACCUUUGGAGAAGCGCUGGAAGUGAUCCCAGUCCACCAUAUGUAUCGGCCUGCCAACACCAUUCCCCAUGCCACGGUGGAGUCUGACCUGAAGGGGGUCUAUCUGAGGUACUGUCUGAUGGACGCUACAGGCCGGCUGGUCAUGAGAACUGGCUCGGAGGCGGCACUGAAGUGUUGUACUCUGCAGCACUGGAUCCUCCAGUGGACCAAUGGAAACCUGCUGCUCACUCGGAUGGAAGGUGUUGACUUCAAGAUCACAAAUGUUGGAAUUUCCAUCAAAUCGAAAGGGUACCAAAGUCUCACGAUCACAGAGAACCCCAAUGUGUUUGAGCAGUUUGUCUCUCAGCAUCAGUGUAACUACUACUGCGGCCUCCUCAGCCUGAGGUCCCUGAAGACACAGGACUCCCUGCAGACCCCAGCCAAACCCAAGUGCUCCAGGAGCCCCCUGCUCCACCGCAAGAUGGGCGGCUCCUCCAGUCCCCAGCCCUCCAGGAAGGCCACAGGAAGCCCCCGGUUGAUCAGAAAGCCAGCACAGCCAGAGGACAGCACCGCCAAGCACAAGGCCAUUGAUGUUCCCAAUGUUGUCCGAAGUUAGAAUGGCUUCAUCGGCCGUAGAAAGCAAGCAACUGCUUUUCUCAAUAAAGAGAAUAAAUGCUGAAACAGAUAUGGAAUUACUGCCAGACAUGUCUUCCCACCUAUAGAGCUUUCGGGGAGCUGGGAGCCGGUCUGGGAUGAAAGGCUGGUGACCCCUCCCCCAAGCCGUGACAGACAGACAGACAGACAGACAGACAGACAGACAGACAGACAGACAGACAGACAGACAGACAGACAGACAGACAGACAGACAGACACAGACAGACACCUGGGUCCCAAAAGAAAGAUGAGAUGAGAAAGAGAAGGCCAGGUGAAGGAAGAACUUGAAUGUUUCCAGAAAUGACAGACACAUCUUUUAAUGAAUUCUGUGUUAAAAUAAACAAUGAAAUGCCACCUCAGUUUUAAUGGGCAUGUCGCCUGUUGCCAGAAUCGGAGACAAUGAAAUUAAUGACUACACUAGUAUGUCCUUGAAAUUAUUAAAUUACACAUUAAUUUCACUAAUGAAUACAUUCUUAAUUUAUUGAGUAGAUCACAUAAAAUUUUAGGCUAAAGCUUUCACAUUAUACAGGGAUUCCUAUUGCAUAUUAGUAAUAAUUUGGAGUAGUAAUUCACAAGGUUAGCACGCCAGCUCGAUUCAGGUCCCAACAACAUGAACAUUUAGGGGAAAUACAUUUAAAGGGAUUGUUGAAGAGUUAAAGGCUAUCUUCAAUGGUGCACAGUGCUCAGGAUAAUAGUUCUGUUAAGAAAACUAUGCCCUAAGAAUGUAGCGUAUAUUGUUUUCCAUGACACUGUGAAUAAAAACGUGGUGCUUUUUGUACUGUAAAUGUGCCUACGUUUUCAUGUUGCAGUGUAUGACAUUUAUAGAAAAUGCUCACUGGAUGCAAUGGCUGUAAAUUAAAAUGAAAUAUA